CUAAGAAAAAGCAGAAAUUGAAGCAGGAUAGGGUGACCAGCAGUGCUCCUGCUCUGCGCUCGGGACGCGGAGCUGAGGCGGCGGCGCUGGCCUGAGGGGCGAGGGAGAGCAGCGCCUGCUGGGCCUCAGGCCCGAUGAGCAGCGACCUUCCCGCUCCGCCAGCAGCGAGCCCCCUCAGGCCUUCCCGGCCAUCCUGCCCGGGCCCUGCUGCCCUCAGCGAGCCCACCCGCUUCGCCUGCCGCGCUGCGCCGGAGAGAUUCGCCUUCCUUUCCCUCAGCCACGUCAUGAAGGCAAAGGAGAGCUCACUGCAUUCUCAAGUGCCUUUGGUGCUGUGCCUGGAAAUUUUGGAGUUCCUGGGCAUCUUCUUAAUGUGAGAAAGGCUCUGACCAAGCCAGGGAAAGCCCUGCAGAGGUUUUGAACAACUUUGGUUUUUGUGACAAUGGAAUUUUUCCUCCCCACGAUGGCAAGAAAGAACCUCUUCCUCAGCCUCCUGCUCUGCUACAGCCUGUUCAGAGCUGCUGACUCCCAUUUGGUCAUUGAGGAGAAGACAGAAUGCAACCUGUCCAGGAGGAGCAAAAUGGACCUCUCAGAUCUUCCACCCAUCUCCAUAGUAGAUUUAACUAGAAAAUCCCAGAAAGUCAGCAGGAAAGAGGCAGAGAACAAGAAAUCUUCCAAGAAAAAUGCUAAACGCAAGGUAUCUCCAAAGCCAAGGCCCCCACCAGCUGCUAACUGUGUACCAACCUUCAAAACCUGCAAGCCACACUUGAAUUCCUGCUGUCACUACUGUGCUUUGUGCAAAUGCCGAAUUUUCCAGACGAUCUGCCAGUGCCUGAUGUUAAACCCCAAGUGCUAAGCCAAGUCAGAAAC
This is a messenger RNA of Poecile atricapillus (Black-capped chickadee), 867 nucleotides long. RefSeq names its product agouti signaling protein (gene ASIP). The record is from RefSeq and is a predicted model, not a curated record. Lineage: Eukaryota; Metazoa; Chordata; Aves; Passeriformes; Paridae. Gene Ontology annotation, molecular function: neuropeptide hormone activity; melanocortin receptor binding. The coding region runs from base 440 to 853 and encodes 137 amino acids. The transcript is spliced from 5 exons. Gene Ontology annotation, cellular component: extracellular region. Gene Ontology annotation, biological process: positive regulation of melanin biosynthetic process; melanosome organization; hormone-mediated signaling pathway.